This is a messenger RNA of Penicillium subrubescens, 327 nucleotides long. Its product is annotated as tetratricopeptide repeat protein. Gene Ontology annotation, molecular function: protein binding. The transcript has 2 exons. NCBI's taxonomy places the organism in Eukaryota, Fungi, Ascomycota, Eurotiomycetes, Eurotiales, Aspergillaceae. The annotation marks the transcript as partial. The record is from RefSeq and is a predicted model, not a curated record.
AUGUUCACAAUGCAUCGGCUGCUGCAACUUACUGUGCCUGUCUGGCUGAAAAAUGUUGAACAGCUGGAGCGAUGGAAGGAGCAAUUUAUCAUGAUCCUAUGGCAAAUGUUUCCGAUAGGUGAAUAUGAAAAGAGGGUUAUGGAGACUCGCAAGAUGAAACUCGGCGCUGACCACCCUGACACGCUGACGAGUAUGAACAAUCUGGCGUCAACGUAUAUGGCGCAGUGGCGGUGGGAAGACAGCAUGGCCUGUCCAGACUUCCGCCGCUCGUCUUGCCAUCGGAAAAUCCCCCUCGAUCUCUCUAUAGCUACCGUUGAUGUCUGUCAG